This is a messenger RNA of Aureococcus anophagefferens, 519 nucleotides long. RefSeq lists its product as hypothetical. The transcript is spliced from 2 exons. Gene Ontology annotation, cellular component: proton-transporting V-type ATPase, V0 domain. Bases 1 to 519 code for a protein of 172 amino acids. Gene Ontology annotation, biological process: proton transmembrane transport. The record is from RefSeq and is a predicted model, not a curated record. NCBI's taxonomy places the organism in Eukaryota, Pelagophyceae, Pelagomonadales, Pelagomonadaceae. Gene Ontology annotation, molecular function: proton-transporting ATPase activity, rotational mechanism.
AUGAUCACGGUGCUGUCGACGGAGACGUGCCCGACGUCGGCGCCCUUCUUCGGCUUCAUGGGCGUCACGUCGGCCCUCGUCUUCGCGAACAUCGGGGCCGCGUACGGCACGGCGAAGUCCGGCGUCGGCAUCGCGUCCAUGGGCGUCAUGAACCCGGGCCUCGUCAUGCGCAACAUCAUCCCCGUGGUCAUGGCGGGCGUCCUCGGCAUCUACGGCCUCAUCGUCGCCGUCAUCCUCCAGGGCGCGAUCACGAAGCCCGACGCGGGCUCGGGCGGCACGACGAAGUUCUCGUCCUUCAGUGGCUACGCGUACCUCGCCGCGGGCCUCUGCUGCGGCCUCAGCGGCCUCGCCGCGGGCAUGGCCAUCGGCGUCGUCGGCGACGCGGGCGUCCGCGCCGUCGGCCAGCAGGAGAAGCUCUUCGUGGGAAUGAUCCUCAUCCUCAUCUUCGCCGAGGCGCUCGGCCUCUACGGCCUCAUCGUCGCCCUCAUCCUCUCCCAGCAAUCCGCCGACUGCCAGUGA